Molecule: messenger RNA, 945 nt
Organism: Capronia epimyces CBS 606.96
Lineage: Eukaryota; Fungi; Ascomycota; Eurotiomycetes; Chaetothyriales; Herpotrichiellaceae
Exons: 1
Coding region: 1-945 (314 amino acids)
Biological process (GO): mRNA splicing, via spliceosome
Cellular component (GO): U2 snRNP; catalytic step 2 spliceosome; precatalytic spliceosome
Molecular function (GO): RNA binding
Source: RefSeq, a predicted model, not a curated record
AUGAACGCCAUCCGACAAACGCAACUUUUGAACAAACGCGAACUCGAGAAUGCCACGCCACCCUCAGCGUCCUGGCACGCCGAUUAUCGCGACACGGCGUACAUCUACAUUGGCGGACUGCAUCCCGACUUGACAGAAGGCGACGUCGUCACUGUCUUCUCGCAGUUUGGCAACCCUACACACCUCAACCUGAUCCGCGACCGGGAGACGGGCAAGAGCAAGGGAUUUGCCUUCCUCAAAUAUGAAGAUCAGCGCAGUUGUGAUCUCGCGGUGGAUAACUUUACUGGCGCCGACGUCCUGGGGAGGCUGCUGAGAGUGGAUCAUACGAGAUACAAGAAGAAAGACGACGAAGACGAAGACACUCAUCGGAUUGACCGCUGGGAACAAGAGGCCGAGGCCGAGUUGAAUGGCAACGGGAAGAGGGAGAGUGAUGGUAGUGACGACGAUGAGCCCGGGGAAGCGAGGCACCGGAGGAAAAAGAGAAAGCACAUGCUCAAAGAAGAGCAGGAGUUGGAAGAGAUGUUGGCGAUCAAGCAAGAUGGCGAAGACGAGGAUCCCAUGCGAGAGUAUCUAAUCAGGGAAAAGAGGCGAGAAGUCGAAAGGGCGCGAGAACGGGAUCGAGAAAGACGUUCCAGGCAUAAGCAUGGGCAUAGAUCGAGAGGAGACGAAAAUGAUAAGGAGGACCAGACGCAGGAUGGGCGAGGACACAGGCACCGGCACCGGCACCGGCAUGAGCGAGACGAGCGAGACGAUCCUCACGAGGAGCGGAAGGAAAAGGAAAAAGUGGCACGACAGGACCCAGACGAUGCUUAUGAGAGAAGGCCGAGAAAGCACGGAGACCAUAGUUCCCAUCGCGAUCGGGACCGCCGUCAUAAAAGUCGUCGAGACGAUAGCGGAGAGAGGCAACCGUCGCGAGAUCGCUGUCCGAGGCGUGAGGAUGAAUGA